GACUCUCGAGUGCUCGAACUCCAAGGUCGAUAGCAGAGAAUAUCGAAAUCGUUCAAUGUCCAUUUGGAUGACCGAAGCGUUCAGAUCACUUUCCGGUUAACGUUGAGUCCGUGCGGUUGUUACACGCAGAUCACAUAUUCAAGAUGGGAGUACCAGCUGGUGAUGCGGAAAAAGGCAAGAAGAUUUUCAAGCAAAAGUGCAUGCAGUGCCAUACCGUAGAAGCUGGCGGUAAACACAAAGUAGGACCCAAUUUACAUGGAUUGAUUGGUAGGAAAACUGGCCAAGCCGCAGGCUUCAGUUACACAGAUGCGAACAAAGCUAAAGGAAUCACCUGGAAUUCAGAUACCUUAUUCGAGUAUCUUCUCAACCCCAAGAAGUACAUCCCAGGCACAAAAAUGGUGUUCGCUGGUCUGAAGAAAGAGGAGGAGCGCGCGGACCUUAUCGCUUACCUCCACGAAGCUACUAAGUAAUUAGAACAUUUGAAGAAAUGGCAGAGAUCACGUGACGGAUAGCGAAGACAACUCUAGUACAAGUAUCAUCUCUGACUUCGUGUUCCACAUUUUCAUAAAAUUCGUUACCUUAUAGUGAUUCCUAAUAUACGUUAGCUGAAUUAUUAUUGUCAUCUAACGAUCGAUUAAAUAUAGUGAUAUCAUUGUAAUUAUGUAAAUGUCAAAUGACAUUGCAGCUGUCUAAAAGCAACGGCUGUACUCGUUCAAGGUAUUCGACUAUGUAAUAGUGUUCAACUCUGGUAGUUGAUCACGAUUCAACCCCUAUUUAUUGUCAUUGUAUCAAUUGAAUUGUGCACUGACCACGUAGGUAUUAUUUUUCUUCCCAUAGUCAGACAGCAUAGGCUUGAUGCUAAAGUUCAUUGGCUAUUCAUUAAACCGAAAUUAUUUUA
Messenger RNA from Diprion similis, 898 nucleotides. Its product is annotated as cytochrome c-2. Gene Ontology annotation, molecular function: heme binding; electron transfer activity. Gene Ontology annotation, biological process: mitochondrial electron transport, ubiquinol to cytochrome c; mitochondrial electron transport, cytochrome c to oxygen. Gene Ontology annotation, cellular component: mitochondrial intermembrane space. The record is from RefSeq and is a predicted model, not a curated record. Lineage: Eukaryota; Metazoa; Arthropoda; Insecta; Hymenoptera; Diprionidae. The coding region runs from base 144 to 470 and encodes 108 amino acids. The transcript is spliced from 4 exons.